Molecule: messenger RNA, 735 nt
Organism: Parnassius mnemosyne (clouded apollo)
Lineage: Eukaryota; Metazoa; Arthropoda; Insecta; Lepidoptera; Papilionidae
Source: the annotation of a GenBank genome assembly
AUGACGCUUGGCAACGAGAAAGCAUACAACACAAAAGAAACUUGCGAUUUAUUCGCAAAAUACUUUUCUUCAAUUUACGUAAAAAGUAACAGCGAUGACGACCACCCACAAAUACCAACUUCCCCUGAACUACCAGAAAUGGAGAACUUCCAAAUAACAUUUAAAGCAAUAAUUAAAAAAUUAAAAAGACUUGACUGUACUAAAGGAAAGGGACCGGACAAUAUCCCACCAAUAUUUUUUAACAAAUGUGCACGUUCCUUAGCUGAACCUCUUUCUACCAUUUUCAACACUUCUUUGACAACUGGCAUAUUUCCCUCAAAAUGGAAAGAAGCAAGGAUUGUUCCUAUUUUCAAAGCUGGCAAUAAAGAACUAAUCUGCAACUAUCGUCCAAUCUCAAUCCUUUCGACUCUGUCGAAGACCUUUGAGGCACUAGUAUAUCCUCACCUGUACAAUCAUAUCAAGCAUAUUAUUAGUCACAAUCAACAUGGUUUCGUAACAAAACGAUCUACUAAUACAAAUCUUAUAGAUCAUGUUUCUAAUCUAGCAGAAGCAGUUGAUAAUGGCUUGCAAAUAGACAGCAUAUACACUGAUUUUGCAAAGGCCUUCGAUAGUUUCGAUCACCAAACCCUAUUACGUAAAUUGAAAUCAUUUGGUAUAACAAAACCUUUUUUUGUUUGGUGUGAAUCAUACCUAGAGGCACGCACACUUAAAGUCGGAUGUAUUGGAUGGCAAUGA